Paramecium octaurelia is the source of this 1359-nucleotide messenger RNA. The record is from the annotation of a GenBank genome assembly. Lineage: Eukaryota; Ciliophora; Oligohymenophorea; Peniculida; Parameciidae.
AUGUUACAACAUCCUAAGUAAAGCACACAUAAAUUCGAAAUUUUACCAGAAACAACUACAAAAAUUAAUUAUUCUUCAUACGCUAAUGCUAUUAAUUUGAAAAAGACUCUGAUAAUCAUAGGAACAGGCCGUAAAAUUUAAGUAUAUGAGAUCCCUUAUAUAAAUGGAGAACCAAAGUAGCUGAAAUUGAUUUAAAAACUUAAAGAACAUUCAAAUGAUGUUUUAGCCCUUUAAUUCUUUAAUCUGCCAUAAAAAAAUGACUCUUUCGUCUCUGGUGCUGCAAUGGUUGAUAAUUCAAUAAUCAUAUGGUCAUAGGUACAAAAUCCAAACAGCCCUAUUUAAUAUGGUAUGUAGUAUAGAUUGAAGGGACACUAGGAUUAGGUGUCCAACUUACUUAUUCAUCCAAUUAGAGAGGAUAUUAUUAUUUCAGGUUCUCAAGAUUCAACAAUAAAAUUCUGGUCAAAAGAUCAUGAAUGGAGUUGUUAGCAAACAAUGAAUGAAUUUANAAAUGGUACAAUUAAAAUAUUUGAAUUAAUAAAUGAAUUGAUGAAAGAAAAAUAGAUACUUAAAUAUCAUACAGAUGCUGUCUAUUGCUUAUAGUUUAUGACUAAAUCUAAUCAAUUUGUCUCUGGAAGUGGAGAUGCAAGUCUAAUAAUCUGGUCGAUCAAUGAUAAGCAAGAAUGGUUUAAAAGUUCUAAGUUGAUAGGACACACUCACAUUAUGAUGUGUUUAACGAUAGAUUAUAGUGAAAAUUUGAUAUUUUCAGGGAACUGCGAUCGAUCUAUUAAAAUUUGGGAUAAGUAGUAAAAUUAUGAAUGUAUCUAAACUAUAAAUGAAAUACCAGGAGACAUAUAAUCAUUAAGUUUGAAUUCUGGAUAAAACAUGCUGAUUUCUUGUUUUGAAUAAUCAAAUUAGAUAAAUGUGUAUGAAAAAUUUCAUAAUAAAUGGAAUUUUUACAAGAUGAUAUCAGUAUAGCUUUGGGGACAUAGACUAUGUUUUAUAGACAAGCAAAGAUUUGCAUUUUAACCUUAUGCGUCUAAUUUCAUGGAAAUUUAUGAAUUAAAUCGAAAUACGAAGGUGUUUACUUAAAUACAUUAAGUUGAGGUGUAAUCAAGUUAUAAAUGUGAUGCUUUAUUCCCUUAGCAAUUUAAUAAAUAAAAAUCUAUUUUAAUAACCAAGAAUGGUUAGCAUGUGAAUUUAUACAGAAUUAUGCCAGAUAAAACAAUUUUAAGUUAAGAACCAAUAAAGUUUUGUAAUGAAUUCGUAUAUGGAGCAUUAGAUAAAAAGGGUGAAUAUUUAAUUACAUGGGAUGAUUUUUCUUAACAAAUAUAAUUAAGAAAAUACAAAGAAAAGAAUUGA